UUAUUCAUUUUGACCUGCAGUUCAAAUUUAACUGCAUGUCCUGUUUUUAUUUGCUAAAUCUGGCAACACUAUUAAAGACUAUCAGUAUGCAUCACAGAUUAAUGAAUCAGAAAAUUUUAAACUUAGCCUCAGAAAGAUAGUACAGAACCGUGAAAGGAAAUUGGCUCUAUUUGCAUCUUAACAAACAGUAGCUCAGCCUAAAUAUGUGGAAAAAUACAACCAGCUGAGACGGUAAGUAGACACUCAAUGCCCAGUCCAGGGAUCACCAAGCAUGCUGUUUGUCAAGACUAACCAGGAUUUAAUGACGACAGCUACAAUCUUCAUUUAGCAUUCCAGUCUCCAUCACAAGACAGACUACAAGAAAAGAGGUAAAGAAAAUUAUAGCAAAAUCUAAGAAGCAGGUGUGGAUAUCAUACUGCAUCAGGUCAACCAGAAACGAAUAGAAUAUUUCUCUAUUCAAACACGCCAGGUAAAGUGGAGAGAAUAUUAAUGCUCAUAGCAGCUGGAGAGUUUUCAGUGGGGAUGUUAGGGAAUACAUUCAUUGCAUUGGUAAACUGCAUGGACUGGGCCAAGAACAGGAAGAUUGCCUCCGUUGAUUUAAUCCUCACAAGUCUGGCAAUGUCCAGAAUUUGUCUACUGUGCAUAAUACUACUAGAUUGCUUGAUAUUGGUGUUGUAUCCAGAUGUCUACACCACUGGUAAACAAAUGAAAAUCCUUGACUUCUUCUGGACACUAACCAACAAUUUAAGCGUCUGGUUUGCCACCUGCCUGAGCAUCUUCUAUUUCCUCAAGAUAGAAUUUUUCCAUCCCCUGUUCCUUUGGAUGAAGUGGCGAAUUGACAAGGUGAUUCCCUGGAUUCUGCUGGGGUGCUUGGCCUUCUCUGUGUUUAUUAGCCUUCCAGUCACCAAGGAUUUGAAUGAUGAUUUCAUGCUUUGCGUCAAGCUGAAGUGGAAGAAAAAUUCAACUCAGAGAUGCAGAGUAAAUAAAGCAAAUAAAGCUCAGUAUGCUUCCACCAAGAUUCUUCUCAACCUGUCAACCCUAUUUCCCUUUUCUGUGUCCCUGAUCUCAUUUCUCCUCUUGAUCCUCUCCCUGUGGAGACACACCAGGCAGAUGCAGCAAAAUGCCACAGGAUGCAGGGACCCCAGCAGAGCUGCCCACGUAGGAGCCGUAACAGCUGUUAUCUCCUUCCUCUUCCCCUUUGUUACCUGCAUUUUGGCCUUUCUUGUAGCCACCUCCAGCUACUUUCUGCCAGAGACAGAACUAGCUGUGAUACUGGGUGAGCUGAUAGCUCUAAUCUGUCCCUCAAGCCAUUCGUUUAUUCUAAUUCUGAGGAACAAUAAGUUAAGACAAGCAUCUCUAAGAGUGCUGUGGAAAGUAAAAUAUAUCCUAAAAAGAAGAGAAGUCUAA
Molecule: messenger RNA, 1407 nt
Organism: Trichechus manatus latirostris (Florida manatee)
Lineage: Eukaryota; Metazoa; Chordata; Mammalia; Sirenia; Trichechidae
Gene: TAS2R7
Product: taste 2 receptor member 7
Biological process (GO): G protein-coupled receptor signaling pathway; sensory perception of taste; detection of chemical stimulus involved in sensory perception of bitter taste
Cellular component (GO): membrane
Molecular function (GO): bitter taste receptor activity; G protein-coupled receptor activity
Source: RefSeq, a predicted model, not a curated record